UGCUGGUCUGUAUGGUCCCGCGAGACGCGGCAUGACUAGCACGUCUAGUGUAGAUCUGACGAUAGGUGGCAGCAGGAUAGGCACCCAAAGCUGGCAUGGAAAGGGCACCCUGGUACCUGAGGCUCCUCUCAGUAUGUCCGCCGUGUUGCUGUACAUGUGGAAGGAAAUGAUGUACGUGGAGGUCAGCACUGGAAACACGUGGAGAGCACGUGGCCAGGUAUCAGCUCCAAGUAAAGCCGCCUGCACGGCCAGCAAAACAGUUCUUUGUCAGGUCAGUGAAGUGACCGUAGACGGCCAGGCGUCGGACAGGUUGAAAAAGGUCCUGGACACGAAUGGCUUGGCUGCUGUUCAUUACGACGCACUUGCAAAGACUCUUAAUAUGAGUGUCCUUGUAUUUGACGCUCGCCAAGACGAAAAUGUGACCGGUGUACAAGUAACCUCUGGUAGCAGUCAGCUGUGUUCUGCGGGCGGAGAACUGUUUGCGCCAUCACUUCUUCAAGACAAGGGUUUUAUGUUAAAGGACCAUACCAUGGAGGUGGCUCUGGAUGACGACAACAUAGCAGCAUUGCAACGGGGAGAGGUCAAGGUGAAGGUAAUGACUUCGCGUUAUCCUGACGGCAUUUACGGCAACAUUCCGUCACUCUCGCAAAUGCCGCAACCAAGCACCGCCAAUCCAAGAAGCACGCGCGGUCCAAUAAGUAGAGGGAGCCACACAACAACGGGAGCACCAGUUAUAAUGACUGCUCUGCUUGUUUUGGCCAAGAUUAUAUAAAUGAUCAAUCAAAUAUUAAUUGAAAAAACCAUCCGUGCAUGAAAUAUGUUUGCGAAUCAGCCUUAUAUAUUGCCAUAUAUGUAUUGCCCCUAUUUUACAGUUCUAAAUGGAGUUUCACCAAAACUGACUUACGUCUUGUUAAUCCCUUUCUUCCAUAACAUUUGACCCACUUGUAUGUCACUUACAACAACCCAAGAUCAACUAUUUUUGAGAUUAGAAAAAUUGAUUUUCAUAUUAUACGUGACGUGCAUGAGAUAAGCAUCGCCGUCAUUUUUAAGAGGCUAUUUUUACCUAUAAACUUUAUAUUUUUAAAGAAAAAUUCCAGUUGGUACUUAUAGCAAUGAAUGACUUUUUAGAUGAAACUGAUUUUCUUUUCAUAAAUAUUUAAGUUUUUGAUUAAGUAUUUUUUAAUUUUUAAAAAGAUUUUAUGAUGUGUUAUGACUUUUGUUUCGAAAGACAAUCAGAUUAUUGGUCGUUAAUAAAUUAGCACAUUAGGAAGAGCAAACAGUGUGCUAUAUUAAUAUAACAGUGUUUUAUGUUAUAUCCUAUGU
Lingula anatina is the source of this 1323-nucleotide messenger RNA. RefSeq lists its product as uncharacterized. The record is from RefSeq and is a predicted model, not a curated record. Lineage: Eukaryota; Metazoa; Brachiopoda; Lingulata; Lingulida; Lingulidae.